GAGCUCCAAGUAGAACAUCAGAACAAAGAUGCGCGCCUUCAUCGUCCUGUGCCUCGUGGCAGUCGCCUGCGCCGACAAGCUCGGCUACAACUACCGACCGGUGGGACACUCCAACGCCGGCCUGUCCUUUGCUCCUGGCAGCGGCAGCAUCAGCGGUGGCAGCAUCGGAGGAGGACUCCAAGGACUUGGAGGCAGCCUGGGAGGUGGCCUAGGAGGCAGCCUGGGAGGCGGCAGCAACUACGGCAGCCUGGACAGCGGUCUGAGCGGUGGCUCCAGCGGCCUGUCUGGACUUGGUCUGGGAUCCUCCGAUCUGGGAUCCUCUGGUCUUGGCUACUCCGGUCUUGGCUCCUCUGGUCUGGGAUCUUCCGGUCUGGGAUCUUCCGGUCUGGGAUCUUCCGGUCUGGGAUCCUCCGGUCUUGGCGGUGGCGUCAGCUACAACGCCCCUGCCCCAUCUGCUGAACUCAACAAGGAAUUCUUCACCUUCUCCGCCAACGAGGAGGACUUCGAUGAGCCCCAGGAAUUGGAACGCGUCUCGAGCUCUGUGAACAAGGGUCUGCGCGUCGUCUUCAUCAAGGGACCCGAGAACCGUGGCCUGGAGAACGCUGCCCUGGCCCUGGCCAAGCAGGCUGCCCAGCAGGAGACCGCCAUCUAUGUCCUGAACAAGCAGGCUGACAUCGGAGAUCUGGCCAACAAGCUGAAUGCCAUCCGCAGCAACUCCAACAACAAGCCCGAGGUGCACUUCGUCAAGUACCGCACCCCCGAGGACGCUGCCAACGCACAGCGUGCCAUCCAGUCGCAGUACGAUCAGUUGGGUGGAUCUUCCCAAGCCCAUGAUGGUGGUGUUGCCCCCGCCCUGAACUUCGCCUCUGCCUCGCAGGUGCGUCAGCCCAAUGCCCAGAUCCCCGAGAACUCCUACCUGCCCUCGUCGGUGCUGCGUCGCCUGCGCUUCCGUUACUAGGAAGGCCUCAGCCCCAGCCCUGGCUCCAGCCUCUGGAGCUCUUCCAUCUGCCAUUUGUUAGCUCUUGUGUUAUCUAUUGAUUUGUCGAUCGACCCAAAUACAAUUAUAUUUUAAACC
This is a messenger RNA of Drosophila subobscura, 1075 nucleotides long. RefSeq lists its product as uncharacterized. Lineage: Eukaryota; Metazoa; Arthropoda; Insecta; Diptera; Drosophilidae. The transcript has a single exon. The record is from RefSeq and is a predicted model, not a curated record. Bases 29 to 958 code for a protein of 309 amino acids.